AUGCGAUCGCCACCGACGGAUAUGACAAACGAAGAAGAAGUGUCCGCUUAUAUUAAAGAAAGAAUAUGUGUGUACAAUAAUUUUCCUAAGCCUGGUGCAAAUUUUAGCGAUGUCACGUCGCUACUCUUGGAUCCUAUUGCCUUCCAAGUUGCCAUUGACGCUCUUAAAAUGAGAUAUGUGGACCUUGGCAUCACGCAUGUUGUGAGUACCGAGUCGCGAGGAUUUAUUUUUGGCGCGCCAUUGGCUUUGGCACUACAGGCCGCUUUUGUGCCAGUACGUCGCGCUCGGAGAUUACCGGGAGACGUCAUUGGCGUUGAUUAUGUAUCGGGCUAUUUUAGCGGUCGGAUGGAAAUUCAUUGUGAUGCCAUCCCUAACGGAGGGCGUGUUGUCAUCAUCGAUGAUUUGGUUGCGUCCGGUAAAACACUUAAAGUGACAAUGGAACUUGUUGAAAAGCUUGGUGGCGUAGUGGUGGAGUGCGGCUGUGUAAUCAAGACAAUUCAUGUUCCGGAAACGCUAGAGAAUAUCCCUCUUUACGGCCUAACGACGAUGUGA
Messenger RNA from Plasmopara halstedii, 552 nucleotides. Its product is annotated as adenine phosphoribosyltransferase. Gene Ontology annotation, molecular function: adenine phosphoribosyltransferase activity. NCBI's taxonomy places the organism in Eukaryota, Oomycota, Peronosporomycetes, Peronosporales, Peronosporaceae. The record is from RefSeq and is a predicted model, not a curated record. The transcript has 3 exons. The coding region runs from base 1 to 552 and encodes 183 amino acids.